Molecule: messenger RNA, 980 nt
Organism: Bactrocera oleae (olive fruit fly)
Lineage: Eukaryota; Metazoa; Arthropoda; Insecta; Diptera; Tephritidae
Source: RefSeq, a predicted model, not a curated record
UUAAAUAUUUCAUUUUUUAUAGCAAAAGAGCUGGACGAGUGGUUUGGUUUGCGUACACCUAUGUUCAUAUUUGCGGUUUUGAUGACAUACCUGCUGUUAAUUUAUAAAAUAUUGCCAUAUUAUAUGAAGGAUCGUGAGCCCUAUCAGCUAAAAACCUAUAUUAUUGUCUACAAUACAAUGCAAAUGCUCUCCUGUAUCUAUAUAAUCAAUGGGAUUUUCCGCAUAACCUCAACGAGCGUUUUUCAUUUCUGGGAUUGUCUUACGUUAGAUCCGAACACAUAUUCAGAAUAUCUGUUUAAUCGCGUCACUUACUUCACAUUCUGGCUAAAGAUUAGUGAGCUGUCGGAAACUAUCGUAUUCGUGCUACGUAAAAAACAGAAUCAGGUGUCGUAUCUGCAUGUAUUCCAUCACUGCUCAACUGUUACAUUGAUAUAUCUGCUGCUCACGGAUUAUAGAGGUACCUCAGCUUUGUAUCCGAUUUUACUCAAUUCCACUGUGCAUGUGAUUAUGUAUGCCUACUACUUAGCCGCAGCUGUGUGCGAUGCGGAAACUAUAAAGCGUUUAACACCAAUCAAGAAAUCGAUUACCACUAUUCAAAUGAUACAAUUCGUACUGAUUCUUACCCAAGCGGGAUUCUUGAUGUGUCGCUGCGAAAUAUCCAAGUUGGUUGCAACUUACUAUUCUGUCGUUGUCGUUGUUAUAUUUUAUGGAUUUUAUGACUUCUACAAUAAGGCUUACAAAGCUAGUAAUAGUAGAAUUAGUGAUAAGAGCAGUUAGCACUUCUUUGUUUUUAUUGUUGUUAAAAAUUUAAUUUUUAUAGUUUUGUGUAAGCUGCUAACACAUCAUAACUAAAUGGUCUUCAAAAAUUGUUUAAUAAAAAUAUAUACAUACAUAUGUAUGUAUGUAUACUAUAUGUACUUAUAUAAGAAACUUUUUUUAUUAAGUUUUGGUAAUAAUUAAUAAAUUAAAUGAGAAAAUUA